AUGGCGCCCGGCCUGGGCGACGGCGUGGCAGCCAUCGGCCUGGCGGUCAGCGGCCUUGGAGCCGGCGUGGGCCUCGGACACGGCGCUGCGGCCGCCGCUGACCCCAGCCUGGGGCCUGGCCUUGGACACGGCCUCGGACACGGCGCUGCGGCCGCCGCUGACCCUGGACUGGGGCCUGGUGUUGGACACGGCCUCGGACACGGCGCUGUGGCCACUCCUGACCCCGGCCUGGGGCCUGGUGUUGGACACGGCCUGGCAGCCAACACCCCGGCCACCGUUGACCCUGGACUGGGAGCCACCAUUGGACACAGCCUGGGAUCCAGCACCACGGCCACCAUUGAUCCUGGACUUGGGGCCACCAUCGGACACGGCCUCGGACACGGCGCUGCAGCCACCACUGCGGCCACCAUUGAUCCUGGACUUGGGGCCGCCAUCGGACACGGCCUUGCGGCCACCACUGUGGCCACCAUUGACCCCGACCUCGGGACUGGCAUCGGACACGGCCUCGCGGCCACCUCUGCGGCCAGCGUUGACCUCGGGCCCGGCGUCGCCCCGAACGUCGGCCACGGCCUGGGCCCGGAGCCCGGCAUGGGGCUGGGCGUGGCAGGCGGCCUCAGAGUGGACAUUGGCCUGGGCGUGGCGGCCGGAGCCGACGUGGACGAGCUCGGGGCGGGCGGCGCGGCCGAAGUGACCGCUGGCAUCGGGGCGGGCGUGGCCCUCAGCAUCGGCGCCAACAUCGGGCCCGGCCUGGCCGGCGGCGCCAUCAGGGCCAGCGUGGGGCUGGGCAUCGCCCCGGACAUCGGAGUGACCGUCGGGGCCGCCCUGGGAGCCAACGCGGGCCCCGCGCUGCCGUCCGGUGCCAGCCCCGGCCUCGGGCACAGCUCCGGGCUGGGACAGAACCCUGGCCUGGGACAGAACAACGGACUGGGACAGAACCCGGGAAUUGGACACAAUCCUGGACUCGGACAAAACCCCGGCCUUGGACAAAAUUCCGGCCUUGGACCAAACCCGGGCCUCGGACACAACUCUGGAAUUGGACACAACUCUGGCCUGGGACAGAACCCUGGCCUUGGACACAAUCCUGGACUCGGACACAACGCCGGCCUUGGACACAAUCCCAGCCUUGGACAAAAUUCCAGCCUUGGACCAAACCCUGGCCUUGGGCAAAACUUGGGCCUCGGACAAGACUCGGGCCUUGGACAUAAUGCCAGCCUUGGACAGAACCCUGCACUGGGACAGAACCAUGGACUGGGACAGAACCCCGGCCUUGGACACAAUCCUGGACUGGGACACAAUCCCGGCCUUGGACACAACUCUGGACUCGGACACAACCCCGGCCUAGGACCAAACCCCGGCCUUGGACCAAACCCCGGCCUUGGACCAAACCCCAGCCUAGGACCAAGCCCCAGCCUAGGACACAAUUCCAGCCUAGGACACAAUUCCAGCCUAGGACCAAACCCCGGCCUCGCCGUCGGGCCCGGCCUGGGCUCCGCCGUGGGCCUGGCGGCCGGAGCGGCCCUGGGCCCCGAGCUGGACAUUGGCCUGGGCGUGGACGUGGCCCCCGCGGCCGGGCCGGGCCUGGGCUCCGGCCCCGCGCUGGGCUCAGUCCCCAACGUCCCCACGAUGUCCCCAACGCCCCGGCCCCGCACGUCGCAGCGCGAUGUCACCAGUGAUGUCACCGAUGAUGUCACCGAGCCCGAGGCGCCGGCACCGUCCCAGCUCGAUGUCCCCAAGGUCCCCGAGGGACGCGGGACCCGCUCGUCGCCAUCAAAGACUGAGACGCGCCGCGUCCCCGUGUCCCCAACGUGUCCCCAACGGGACCCCCGCCCCGAGCUGGUGCUGGCGGCGCACGGCAGCCCCGGGCGGGCGGCGGCGGCGCUGGGGGGGCGCUGGGGGGGCCCCGUGUCCCUGGCGGUUUUCGGGGAGCCCCGCGGGGGGCUGCAGCAGCUGCUGGCGGCGUUGGGGGGGCCCUGCCGGGCCCUGCGCGGCCGCCUCCGGCUGCAGGUGGUGCAGGGGGCGGCGGGACCCCCGCCCAAUUUCAUCCCACCCAGAGCACCCCAAAAAGCCGGGGGCGGGGGGUGCCGGGGGGCUCUGGCCAGGCUGGCGGCCGCCGACCCCCCCAGUUACACUCUGGGGGUGCCGUACCCCGGGAAUCUGCUGAGGAACGUGGCCUGGCAGGGGGCGGCCGGGGGGGGCCCCGGCGCGGGACCCCCGCCCGAACUGGGGGCGCGUUUCGUGCUGCUGCUGGACGCGGACGUGGCGCCCAGCCCGGGGCUGCGCGAGGGGUUCCUGCAGCUGCUGCGGGACGGGGGGCUGGACCCCCGGAACUGGGGGGGGCAGGAGCCCCCAAACCGGGGGGGACAGGAGCCCCAAAACCGGGGGGGACAGGAACCCCGAAAUCAGGGGGGACAGGACCCCCGGAACUGGGGGGGACAGGGUGGACAGGACCCCCAAAAUUGGGGGGGACAAGACCCCCAAAACCGGGGGACACAGGGGGCACCGGGGGACCCCAAAGUUCUGGGGUCUCAGAGGGAUUUGGGGGCUCAGGAGGAUUUGGGGGUCCCCAACACUCUGGGGGUCCCCAAUGUCCUGGGGGUCCCCAACGUCCCAAAGAACCCCAAAAGUUUAUUGGGCCCCAAGGACCUCAGGGGUGUCCAAGCCCUGAGUGACCCCAAUGCCCUGAGUGACCCCAAAAUCCUGAGUGACCCCAAUGCUCUGAGUGACCCCAAAGCCCUGAGUGACCCCAAAAUCCUGAGUGACCCCAAUGCUCUGAGUGACCCCAAAGCCCUGAGUGACCCCAAUGCUCUGAGUGACCCCAAAGUCCAGAGUGACCACAACACUCUGAAUGUCCCCAACGCCCUGAGUGACCUCCAGGUCUUGAAUGACCCCAAAUCCUUGAGUGACCCCAAAGCCUUGAGUGACCCCCAGGCCCUGAAUAACCCCAAAACCCUGAGUGACCCCAACGCUCUCAAUGACCCCAAAACCCUGAGUGACCCCAAUGCUCUGAGUGCCCCCAAAAUCCAGAGUGACCCCAAAACCCUGAGUGACCCAAACGCUCUCAAUGACCCCAAUGCCCCAAGUGACCCCAAAGUCCAGAGUGACCCCAAUGCUCUGAGUGGUCCCAACACUCUAAAUGUCCCCAAAAUACAGAGUGACCCCAAAACCCUGAGUGACCCCAACGCCCUGAGUGACCCCAACGCUUUCAAUGCCCCCAACACCCUGAGUGACCCCAAAACCUUGAGUGACCCCAAAACCCUGAGUGACCCCAACGCCCCGAGCGCCCCCCACGCCCCGCGCUCCCCCCUCUCCGCGGAGCCCCCCUGGGCGCGGGCUCUCUUCGUGCUGCCCGCCUUCGAGCUGCGGGGGUCCCGCGCCCCGCCGGCCUCCAAGGCGGAGCUGCUGCGGCUGUGGGCGGGGGGCGAGGCGCGCCCGUUCUACGGCGCGCUGUGCCCGCGCUGCGCCUGCGAGCUGCACGUGGCCGGGUUCCGCUUCGCGGUGCUGGACGGGGCCUUCGUCACCCACCGGGGCUGGAAGGAGCCGGGCGGGUUCCACCGGGGCCGCGAGGCCGAGCUGGGCCGGAACCGGCGCCGCUACCGGGAAUUCAGGGAGGGGCUGAGACUGAGGUACCCGGGGACUGCCCGGCACUGCUGA
Messenger RNA from Passer montanus (Eurasian tree sparrow), 3651 nucleotides. Its product is annotated as elastin-like. Bases 1 to 3651 code for a protein of 1216 amino acids. The record is from RefSeq and is a predicted model, not a curated record. Gene Ontology annotation, molecular function: glucuronosyltransferase activity. The transcript is spliced from 6 exons. NCBI's taxonomy places the organism in Eukaryota, Metazoa, Chordata, Aves, Passeriformes, Passeridae.